GAGAACAGCAGCGACAACAAAGUAGGCGACCAAAAUUCACUUGCCAGGCAUAAGAAAAAAGGAACCGAAGGGUAUGACAUCGAAAUGGCUGGAUUUUUAAGAACCAGAAAACGUAGCCGCGAAGAUGAUCUGCCGUGCGAAUCGACGCCAUUGUCCAAACGUAUCAAUAAUCUGCAUUUAAACUACGAUGAUGGAAACAGCAGCAGCAGCAGCAACUGCAGUAUCCCGAAUCUAAUCAAUGACAACAACAAUUAUCUGUUAUUACCAACGAUUACUGGCGGCGGCUGUGGCAGUGGUCCUGCUGAAGUGGUUGGCGGGGUAUACGAGUACAAUCCUGAAUUGAAUGCGGAUCAAAAUCCGUAUUACUAUGAAAAGAACAAAAUGUUGUAUGACUUGCACGUUGAACGUGUCAAGCGCAGCAAUCAUUAGGUUUUUAAAGACACACUUAAUUUUGUACAUAUACAGAAGUGUAUGUGGAUAAAAUACGCUUUGCUCUAGAGUGAUAUAUAAAAAGAAAACAAAUCAAGAAACAAACAAAAAAAAUACAACAACAACUCAAGAAUAACUGUAGUACACACAAAAUGAAAAAGAAUUAAUCAAAACCGAUACAUAAAUCGCUUGCCUUAUCCAUUCGUUAACUAAAUAAGCAAUUGCAACGGUAGCUGAUAGUGCCAAUAGUUCAAGGAAAACCUCAGAUGGAUUAGUAAGCCAAUCUUCUAUCGUUAAUAAGUUUAACUCGUUCAUAACAGUUUAUACUAAACUAGAAAAGCAACGUUUGUUUUGUAAACUUCCAAACUUCUGCGAAUUGAGUCAACUUAAAUGUGUUCGAAAUAUGUAUGUAAAAUGAUAGACAUUAAUUAACGCGAUACAGCUGUAAAAAUAGACCACUAAAAAACCAUCAAAUGUAGCUAGUGAUUUUCAAAUAAUUACGUACAUAUAAACCAUAUAAGACUUUUCGAAUUUGCUCCUGCACAUGUGUAUAUCUGUUAACUAUGUUUAAUAGACGAUGCAAUUGUUCUGAAAUAAUAGAAUUAUGUGCCCGAGUGCUUAACUUCAAUAUAAUAUUUAUAUCUAUAAAAUUAUUUAACUAAGGUUACGUUAAAUAAGCCAUGUAUGAAGCAGC
Messenger RNA from Drosophila novamexicana, 1123 nucleotides. RefSeq lists its product as uncharacterized. The record is from RefSeq and is a predicted model, not a curated record. The transcript is spliced from 2 exons. The coding region runs from base 85 to 429 and encodes 114 amino acids. NCBI's taxonomy places the organism in Eukaryota, Metazoa, Arthropoda, Insecta, Diptera, Drosophilidae.